CAUAGUUGAAGGCGGAAAGCGCGACUUCCUGCGUCCCAUUUUUCAGGAAACGUAAACACCUAUCCUGAAAUAGAUCUGAAGACACGGCGAGACUUAAACUCGCGCUCGAUUAUUUUAGACGGCGGUCGUUAAACAAUCAAAAUGGGUCAACGACCUUUCACUCGACGAUAUGUUUACGAAGGCAUCGCGGACACACGUGGGCCCCGGCUGUGCCACGCUGUGCCAGGAAUCGGGAAUCAUCCCAGCUGAAGUCAAAAGGUCGGGGAGUGCAAGUCAGCGCGCCGCCGCCGGGCGGUCUUGUCCUGCCCUUGAGGUCGUCAUGGCAACGAAUGACAAACAUUGUCAGACGCAGCCCGGCGGCGAGAAAGCGAACGUAAUUUACGGCGAGGAUGCGGUCAUGUUCGACGAGAGCGUAGUGGUGGAGGGGCAGGAAGUAGACAGCUCCGGGAGCUCCGAGGAGGGCGCCGUACGGGCCGCCAUGAGCAGGUUCCAGCCGCCGGCGCGCCACACUGCAAGGCACGACUUCCACUCGGACAGCGACAGCGACAGCGAGCCCGGCGCCGGUGACAUACCCGCCCGGCUGCCGCACCACCAGUCGCCGCAAAGGAGAGCGAAGACACCCGAAAAGCGCGAGGCAGGCGGCGGCGAUCGGCCGCGCCCCGGCCCGCAGCGCCGCCGCGACACCUCACACUCUGAUUCUGAUAGCGGCGAGGAUGUGGCGGUGCGCGAUAUGCCGGGGCGCGCGCUGCCCGUGGAGGGCGCCUACGACCCCAAGAAUUUUCAGGACCUUAAGGUGCCCCCCGACAUGGAGAACCUGUUCCAGUACAUAAUGAAGUACACUCCGCAGAAGAUCGAGCUAGAGGGGAGGCUGCGCGCGUUCGUGCCGGAGUGCGCGCCCGCCGUGGGCGACUGUGAUGCCCUGCUAAAGCUAAGCACUCCGCCCGCCGCGCCACUCGGUACGCCGUCUGCGCCUCCGCUCUCGGACCGCCUGCUCGAGCACAUUGACAACCUAGGCGCGGCGCUGCUGGACGAGCCGGCGGCCGCGCAGAGUGAGCCGGCGCUGCUGCAGCUGCGCCUGCGCGCGCUCGCUCGCUCCGCCGGCGGCAAGACUACUCUGACGAGGAAGAUCAGCGAGGCGGAGCGCAACCCGGCCGCCAUCGAGCGCUGGAUCCGGGACGUGGGCGAGCUGCACGCCGGCCGGCCGCCGCCCGCGCUCCUCUACACCUGUAAAAUGCCGGACAUCGACAGCCUGAUGGAGGAGUGGCCGGCGAGCGUGGAGGCGGUGCUGGGGGCGGGGGCGGGGGCGGGUGUGGGCGUGCCGGGGGCGGGGCUGCAGUGCUCGCUGGCGCAGUACGCGGCGCUGACGUGCGCGGUGCUGGACGUGCCGGUGCCGGGGCGAGGUCUGCGGGCGCUGCUGCAGGCGCUGCACCUGCUGUUCGCGCUCUACUCCGCCGUCAAGAGCUCGCAGCUGUACGCUCAGCGCCAGAGGGAGGCCGACGAGGACUCCGCCGCACACACUUAGC
Messenger RNA from Papilio machaon (common yellow swallowtail), 1523 nucleotides. It is a transcript of the gene IFT46, whose product is annotated as intraflagellar transport protein 46 homolog. Lineage: Eukaryota; Metazoa; Arthropoda; Insecta; Lepidoptera; Papilionidae. The coding region runs from base 170 to 1522 and encodes 450 amino acids. The transcript is spliced from 7 exons. The record is from RefSeq and is a predicted model, not a curated record. Gene Ontology annotation, cellular component: intraciliary transport particle B; centrosome; motile cilium. Gene Ontology annotation, biological process: cilium assembly; intraciliary transport.